Molecule: messenger RNA, 1686 nt
Organism: Erinaceus europaeus (western European hedgehog)
Lineage: Eukaryota; Metazoa; Chordata; Mammalia; Eulipotyphla; Erinaceidae
Gene: CCDC92
Product: coiled-coil domain containing 92
Exons: 4
Coding region: 288-1208 (306 amino acids)
Cellular component (GO): centriole
Source: RefSeq, a predicted model, not a curated record
GUCCGUCCGUCGCCGCAGACCGACCCGCGGCGCCUGCCCGCCCGCUCGUCCGUCCGCCGGUCAGCGCGGCCGGCUCCGCCGGGCCGCUCCCAGCGUGCACCGCGCCGGGCGCCCGGGUGGGAGCGGGCGGGAUGCGCGGGCCGGGCGGCGCCCACUGACCUCCCGGGGCGGCCGGCCUGGGCAGGGCCGGAGCCUCGCAGCCCCGCCCAUGGGCCGCCCGCCCGGAGCACCGCGCCCAGGGGGGAGCCGCCCGGAGGUCCGCGCCCGCAGGUCGUCUGCAUGUCAGCAUGGCGGCCACAAACUUGGAGAACCAGCUGCAGAGCGCCCAGAAGAACCUGCUGUUCCUCCAGCGGGAGCACGCCAGCACACUCAAGGGGCUGCAUGCCGAGAUCCGCCGGCUGCAGCAGCACUGCACAGAUCUAACAUAUGAACUAACGCUCAAAGGUUUGGAACACACAGGAGACGGGCGUUCGCGGAGCAGUGAGCUCAGGCAGAGAUGUGAGGAGCUGGAGGCGCAGCUGCAGGUCAAGGAGAAGGAGAACGACGAGCUGCUGCAGGAGCUGGAGCAGAAGAACGCCAUGAUCCUGGUGCUGGAGAACACCAUCAAGGAGCGCGAGAAGAAGUACCUGGAGGAGCUGAAGGUGAAGAGCCACAAGCUGACCCUGCUGAGCGGCGAGCUGGAGCAGCGCGCCGGCACCAUCGCCUACCUGACGGCCCAGCUGCACGCGGCGCGGAGGAAGCUGCUCAGCUCCAGCGGCACCUCCGACGGCAGCCCGUCGGGCAGCCCCGUGCUCGCCAGCUACAAGCCGGCGCCCCCCAAGGACAAGCUGCCCGAGACGCCCCGCCGCCGCAUGAAGAAGAGCCUCUCGGCCCCGCUGCACCCCGAGUUCGAGGAGGUCUACAGGUUCGGGGCCGAGAGCCGCAAGCUGCUGCUGCGGGAGCCGGUGGACGCCAUGCCCGACCCCACGCCGUUCCUGCUGGCGCGCGAGGCGGCCGAGGUGCACGUCAUCAAGGAGCGCCCGCUCGUCAUCCCGCCCAUCGCCUCGGACCGCGGCGCCAGCGAGCCGCAGCCGCACCCGCACGUGGGCGUGGCGCACCGCAUCCCGCACGCCGCGCAGGGCCCCGCGGGGGUGGAGACGCUGGCCGUGGACCAGGUGAACGCGGGCAAGGUGGUGCGGAAGCACUCAGGGACCGACAGAACUGUGUGAGCCCGGCCGCCGGCCGCGCACUGUGAGCACCCGGAAGAACUCAACCGCCCCUCCGUCCGUCCGUCCGCCCAUCCGUCCUGUUCUCCAGCCCCCUGCAUGCCAGAGCUUUCUUUUCGCACCAGACGACUCUCCUCCCGCCCUCUGACACCGAAACACGACCGUGCCCCGCUGCAGAAGACGUAUUUAUGAGGCUGUGGCCAAACCCCGCGGGCCCCGCCUGCCCCGCCCCGGCCAAGCCCGCACCGCGCCCCCGCUGCUCCCGCACAGGCGGCCUCCGCCUCGCCCGCGGGCUGGGGCCCUGCCGGCGCCCCGCGCCGCCCGCCCGGGCGCCCCCAGCCCAGCAGCUGUAUGUCAGACACUAAAUAAGACGGCGGCUCGCCUCACGUCGCCACAACCCGAAUGUGUGUUCAUAGCUUCUUUCGUUAUUAGUCUUACCCAAAAUGUUCAAGCUCCCAACAAACUUUAUUUUCUAAACUGC